Molecule: messenger RNA, 987 nt
Organism: Suncus etruscus (white-toothed pygmy shrew)
Lineage: Eukaryota; Metazoa; Chordata; Mammalia; Eulipotyphla; Soricidae
Product: olfactory receptor 1P1-like
Biological process (GO): G protein-coupled receptor signaling pathway
Cellular component (GO): membrane
Molecular function (GO): G protein-coupled receptor activity; olfactory receptor activity
Source: RefSeq, a predicted model, not a curated record
AUGGGACUUAAUAAAGACAUCUCUUCUGUGAUCAUGGAAGGAGGGAACCAGAGCAGUAGCUUUGAGCUCUUCCUCUGGGGACUCUCAGAGAAGCCUGACCAACAGCACGUCUUGUUCCUGGUGUUCUUAUGUAUGUACCUAGUCACUGUGACUGGCAAUUUACUCAUUGUCCUGGCUAUUUGCACUGACAAACGCCUCCACAUGCCCAUGUAUUUCUUCCUCUCCAACCUGUCCUGUGCAGACAUCCUCUUCACUUCCACCACUGUGCCCAAAGCUUUAGUGAACAUUCAGACCCAGAGCAGGUCUAUCUCCUAUGGGGGGUGCUUGACCCAAUUCUAUUUCUUCUUGAUUUUUGGGGAUAUGGACAACUUCCUCCUGGCCACAAUGGCCUAUGACCGCUAUGUGGCCAUCUGCCACCCUCUUCACUAUACUAUGAUAAUGAGUCCCAGGCGCUGUAUACUUCUGAUUACCACCUGCUGGACUUUCAGCAACUUUAUUUCCAUGAUCCAUACUUUCCUAUUAUUUCGCCUUUCCUUCUGCCCUAACAAAAUCAUUCCUGACUUCUUCUGUGAUUUGGUGCCUUUGCUGAAGGUGUCUUGCUCUGACACGAAAGUCAAUGAACUGGUACUCUUCUAUGUGGGGGGAGCAGCCGUUGCAAUACCAUGUGCACUGAUAUUGAUCUCUUAUAUCUGUAUUGUUUCAGCCAUCCUCAGGUUGCCCUCUGAUCAAAGCAAGUGCAAAGCUUUCUCUACCUGUGGGUCCCAUCUUGUUGUUGUUACUCUUUUCUUUGGAACGGUGUUCAGGACUUACCUGUUCCCAUCAUCUACUUCCUCCAAUGUGGUGGAAGGAGAUGUAACAGCUGCUGUCAUGUAUACAGUGGUGACACCCAUGCUAAAUCCAUUCAUUUAUAGCCUGAGAAAUAAAGACAUAAAGGCAGCUCUGGGGAGACUUUUCAGAGGGAGAGUCUCUUUUUUGAGGGUCCAAUAG